Messenger RNA from Melitaea cinxia (Glanville fritillary), 1906 nucleotides. RefSeq names its product zinc finger protein 879-like. Gene Ontology annotation, biological process: regulation of transcription by RNA polymerase II. The record is from RefSeq and is a predicted model, not a curated record. Gene Ontology annotation, molecular function: DNA-binding transcription factor activity; RNA polymerase II cis-regulatory region sequence-specific DNA binding. The transcript is spliced from 8 exons. NCBI's taxonomy places the organism in Eukaryota, Metazoa, Arthropoda, Insecta, Lepidoptera, Nymphalidae. Bases 171 to 1868 code for a protein of 565 amino acids.
AAAAUGUCAAUAUUGACUAUUGAAUAAUGUCAGAUUUGUGUCAGAUUAUCAAAGCACGUCAAAAUAGAAAUAUUGUCGUAAUAUUCGAUUCGUGUUUCUUUCAUAUGAAUAAAAAUUAGCGUUUUAAGUUAUUGAAAUAAGCAGUUAAAUGUAGAAGGCUAUUUUAAAAAAUGAGUAUCAAAAUAGAAUUUGUAAAUGUCUGUCGAGGCUGUUUGAGUUCGGAUCGUAACAUAAAACCUAUGAAAAACAAUACUAGUUUAUUUUUUUUUCUUUUAGAAGAUAGUAUUAUACCUAAGGAAUCCAAUUAUUUUAAUAUGCACUUAUGUUGGGAGUGCAUGGCGCUGUUGAAGAAAGUCGCAGAAUUCCAGAAGCAAAUUCAAAGAUCUAAAGAUAUAUUUAUACAAGAAUUGGAAAACAAAAAGCCCUGUCUAAGCCUAUCCCGUCUCUCCGUACAUCAUAAAAAUAACUACGAUGAAAUAAUUGAACACAAAGAAAUAGAACCUGAACCGACUAUAAAAUUAGAAUUAUUUAACAGAAAUAAUGUUAUAAAGACUGAGGCAAAUGACAGUUAUUGCGAUAAAAGGGAUUUACUCGAUGUAGAUUUUACAGUUAGUGUUACAGAAGUCACCGAACAAUUUAACAAAAAAGCCAUAAAAGAAGAAACAAGUGAUAGUUUUUAUGAUGAAAAAGAUUCAUUCGAUAAUAUAACAGAAGCAGAUGUCAUAUCAAAUAGCAUAGAUAAGAAAGAAAAAAAAUUACAAAAGAAACGAAAAAGUUUUAAAUCUGCAAUAAAUACUAAAAGAGUCGAUUAUAAUGAGGCCGAUAGUGAGGCGUAUAUGAGUUGUUUGCAACUUACUGUUAAGGAAAUCGAGUCAUUAUCGAGAAGUAAGAGAGGAGUGAUACAUGAUAUGUCGUAUCGUGCUAAUGUUGCAGUUAAAAAAAUGUUGUCAAAUAGAACGAAGGAUAUAAAAAUGUGUAGUUCCAACACAACUUGUACGGAAUGUACAGAAGUCCUACCAAAUAGAACGUCAAUGAUACAACAUUGGAACGAUCACACAAUACCUAUGUACAAAUGUUACUUCUGUGUAUACUAUGGUACCGACAAGGAUGAGAUCAUGAACCAUUUGCAACAGAAACACCCGACGAUUUACAUUUGUAAUUGUGAAGCGCAGUUCAGGAGUAUACGGGAUUACUUUAAACAUAACAAGAAUUUACAUACGGUGUACGAUUGUGAUAUUUGCAAGAAGAGAUUUAAGUCAAGAGCUACCAUCGAGAAACAUAUGCUUAGAAAUCAUCUACCAUCGAAAUGCAACAUAUGUCACAAGAGCUACAGAACCUAUAACAUCCUGAAGACCCACAAGUACGCGUACCAUUCUGAGUUCAUGAGAGAGAGUGAGAAGCCUUACUGCGUGGAGUGUGACAUGAGGUUUAAAAACGACUUCCUGUAUAAGAGGCACCUGAGGUCGGCUGUGGCCCAUCGGCCUAGGCGAGAAGAGAAAGUCCCAUGUCCGGACUGCGGUAAAAUAUUUACUCGGAAGACCUACAUGAUGAAUCAUUACAAAUUGGUGCACGUGCGGCAGUCGAAGCACUACUGCGAUAUUUGUGAUAAGUAUUUUAUUACGGGCUAUGCAAUACGGACGCACAAGAAAUUCGUUCACGAUAAGCUAGAGAAGCCAAAAGAUAAAAUAUGUGAAAUAUGCGGCAGAGGGUUCUUUACAAACCGCGUGCUGAUAAACCACAAACGGACCCAUACAGGCGAGAGGCCCUUCACUUGCUCAUACUGCCCCGCGGCCUUUGCCCAGAGGUCUGCGAUGAAAACCCACGAGCGGACACAACACAAAAACUUUUCAACCAUUGUAUUGAAUUAAAAUUGUAAAUUAUCAAAGAAUAAACUGAUAAAAGCCUA